Huiozyma naganishii CBS 8797 is the source of this 1560-nucleotide messenger RNA. It is a transcript of the gene TFB2, whose product is annotated as TFIIH/NER complex subunit TFB2. The record is from RefSeq and is a predicted model, not a curated record. Gene Ontology annotation, molecular function: double-stranded DNA binding; ATPase activator activity. Gene Ontology annotation, cellular component: transcription factor TFIIH core complex; transcription factor TFIIH holo complex. The coding region runs from base 1 to 1560 and encodes 519 amino acids. Gene Ontology annotation, biological process: nucleotide-excision repair. NCBI's taxonomy places the organism in Eukaryota, Fungi, Ascomycota, Saccharomycetes, Saccharomycetales, Saccharomycetaceae. The transcript has a single exon.
AUGAGUCUGACUGCAAAUGUACUAAAGCAUUCCGUGAACCAGUACCUGGAGGAAAUCCCGCAACAGGUCCAAACGAGACUCUAUGAGUCUCCAGCGACAUGUCUGGCUAUCUAUAGACUACUACCACAGCUAGCUAAGUUUUUCAUUAUGUCAAUGGUCUUCAAUGACAACGAUGUGUCGCUGAGGGACCUGGACAGGUGGGUCAAGGCCAACGGUAAAAUACAGUUCCAAGAGGCGAUCAAGUCGAUGAAAUCGUUGCAUCUGAUCAUCCCGACAAAGGGGGCCGGCCAGUUGAUGAUAGGUUUGAACCCAACGUUCAGGGACAGUUUCAGAAACGCCCUGACAGGAGGUGAGGUGAGUAAUUCGUUCGGGACGGUGGUGAACGAUGAUGAGGAUCUGAGGACAGGGGUGCUCAAUAUGCGGCUGCUGGAUGAGUACUCUGCGAACAAGUGGGAGACGAUAUUGCAUUUUAUGGUGGGGACACCGAUGUCUGAAGUUCCGUCGAGCAACGUACUGAAUUUGUUGAAACACAGUAAACUAAUGGAGGAAUCAGAGGCGACUGGGGCGUUCAAGAUCACCAAUGAGGGGUUCCAGUUUCUGCUACAGGAGAUCAACUCACAGAUCUGGACACUUCUUUUGCAAUACUUGAAGAUGUCAGAGAGCUUACAAAUGGACGCCGUCGACGUGUUGAACUUUAUCUUCAUGUUGGGCGCGCUUGAAGUGGGCAAAGCUUACAGCACGGAGGGUCUCAGCGAAACACAAAGGAUUAUGAUAAAGGAUAUGAGAGACUACGGUAUCGUGUUCCAAAAGAACUCAACCUCGAACGUCUUUUACCCGACAAGCCUGGCUAUCAUGUUGACCUCUGACUCGAAGACCGUCCUGAGAACAGCAUCCGGUGCCAUGAACACCGUUCUAAGCCAAAACAAAGAAGACACGUCUAGCACAAACAAGAGCGCCACGGAUAAAGCGAAUAACGACACUGCGGAGCUGGACCAAGUCGGGACACAGUCGCAAGAGGUCCAAGACGGUGUACUGAUCGUGGAAACGAACUUCAAAGUAUACUCUUACUCGAAUUCACCACUGCAAAUUGCUAUAUUGAGUCUGUUCGUUCACCUGAAGUCAAGGUUUAUCAACAUGGUCACAGGCCAGAUAACGAAGAGAUCGAUCAUAAAUGCGCUAGACAAUGGUAUCACUGCGGAGCAGAUCAUAGCAUACUUGGAGACACAUGCGCACCCGCAAAUGCGAAGGUUAGCGGAGGCUCAACUUGAGAAGAAAAGAGAGCUGGAUCAGAACUGCAAGGACCCACUGCAAAUCCUGCCGCCCACGGUUGUAGACCAGAUCAAACUAUGGCAGCUCGAGAAGGACAGAGUGAUGGCGUUCGAGGGUUCGUUGUACUCAGACUUCGAAAGUAAUGCCGAAUACAACAUCCUAAAGAAAUAUGCACAAGAUAUUGGCGUGAUGCUCUGGUCCGAGGACAAAAAGAGGAAACUGUUCGUCUCACAAGAGGGGAACUCUCAAGUCUUGGACUACGCUAAAAGGAAACUAAGGAAGAAGCAAUAG